This is a messenger RNA of Naegleria lovaniensis, 558 nucleotides long. RefSeq lists its product as uncharacterized. The record is from RefSeq and is a predicted model, not a curated record. The coding region runs from base 1 to 558 and encodes 185 amino acids. Lineage: Eukaryota; Heterolobosea; Eutetramitea; Acrasida; Naegleriidae. The transcript is spliced from 3 exons.
AUGGAUCCACUUCCAAUAUUUGAAGAUUUUAUCAACAGCAAAGGAGGAAGCAAGGUGAAUCACGACGUAAAAAUUGUAGGGAUGGUGAAUAUUCACAUGUUCGGAAAAAGUUUAAUUCAAAAAGGAGUCACAAUGCGAGGAGAUUUAGAAACGAUAAGAAUCGGAAAGCUCACAAUCAUCGGAGAAAAUUCAAUCAUACAACCACCCUCAAUCGCUAAUUACGGUUUAGAAGUAACACAAAAAAUUGGUACACAUCUUCCUGUAGUCAUAGGUGAUCAUGUAUUUAUUGGCAAAGACUCAAAAAUUUCAGCAGCUGAAAUUGGUUCCUUUGUGUACAUUGGAAAUAAUUGUGUGAUUGGCGAGAGAUGUAUUCUUCGUGAUUGUUGUCGAGUGGAAGACAAUUCUGUGGUGCCUUCAGAUACUGUUAUUCCUUCAUUUACGUCGUUUUCUGGAAUUCCUGCACGCAUGACAUCGCAAGAGUUGCCGGAAUGUACAGAGCUCAUGAUGAAAGAUCUCACAACUAAUGUAUGGGUCCAAUAUUCUCCAAAAAUUAUUUAA